CACUAAAUCCACGAAAGUCAGGAAUACUUUGCAAAAAACAUAACUUCCCUCGCGUUUUUUCUAUACUGCGUCUGUGCUCUUCCGCCUCUACUUCUUUUCUCAUUCCCUGUUUCUCCUAUGCUCCGGCGUCGCUACACCUCUUCACCUCCAUCAACACCAUCGGAAUUCUUGUACCUUAAAGGCGUGAACGACAUAUUAUUACUUACACAGGUCAAAAGUGAAAAGGGAAAGGAAAAUGCAAAGUUAAACAAAUGUCGCCAUCACUUAGGCCAAGAUAGUUAUCAAAGGACCCGGAAAAAAUGGAGGAAGCAAAAUAAACUUGAAAAGAGACUCCCCACCAUAUCAGAAUCAUCAACGGACGUUUUUGAGCAGAGUACCAUCUCAACCAAUUCUGAUUUCAAUAAACGCUCUCUGGAGUGGCUUUUAGCGCAUGAAAAGCCACAACCAGAAACGUGGGCUAUUGACCCCAAAGAUACAGAGAGUAUUCACAUUGCUAAGCUAGUUAUGGAGAAUUUGCAAAAAUAGGCCAAAGAUAAAGAGGAAGGGGUAUAUAAACCAUUAGAGCGGGGUGUUGAUGCCCUUACCAUGGCUCUUGGGAAAAAGGACCACCGUGGAUUUGUCAAGGGACUUGGUGGGUGUGAGAUUGGUGUAGGCUAUAAGCAAGCAUUUGGGCCGGUAUAUCGGAAGGCUAAAAAGACGACCCAUAGUGGUAGUUCACCAGAUGAGUUAGAAGAGAUGAAAGCUGGCCUAACUCUAGAAUUUGAAGCAACACUAGAAGAGAAGGUGCAAGAAAGAGUUCAGGAGGUUUUUGAUUCAUUUUUGCACGGUAGGGCCAGUGGUAUUGAAGAACAUAUGACCAGCUCUAAAAAAUCCAAGCAACGAUCUUCAGGAGGAUCCACAAAGCUUGUCAAUUCCAGUAAAAAAAAACCUCGGUUGGUAGAGGAGUACAGGGUAAGGGAUGCAUCGUAUAAUGAUGAAGAAAUCAACAAGGUUCGAGAACAAUGGGCUAAGUUUUUUAGAACAACUUAUUUAUUGAAAGAAUAAACUUUUUUAGUGACAAUAAUUGUGAUGAUUAUUUUUAGAGAGGUAUAAUCGCAUCUUAUGUUCAUAGGCGUAGGAACUUCUAUCUACAUUCAUUUAUAUUGUCCAAGAAAAUAGAACAUUUAUUGAUAAUAUUUCCCUGUCUGAUUAUUGAAAUUUUGAUGAUAAUCUUAAGUUAGUUUUGUUGUCCUUGUGAAA
Spinacia oleracea (spinach) is the source of this 1239-nucleotide messenger RNA. RefSeq lists its product as uncharacterized. The record is from RefSeq and is a predicted model, not a curated record. The transcript is spliced from 4 exons. The coding region runs from base 586 to 1044 and encodes 152 amino acids. Lineage: Eukaryota; Viridiplantae; Streptophyta; Magnoliopsida; Caryophyllales; Amaranthaceae.